Gongylonema pulchrum is the source of this 297-nucleotide messenger RNA. The record is from the annotation of a GenBank genome assembly. Lineage: Eukaryota; Metazoa; Nematoda; Chromadorea; Rhabditida; Gongylonematidae.
AUUUCGGCACUGCUUCGGAGUUUUGGGACUAAGUUGCGAGCUUUAAUGUCGCUGGUGCGUAUUCGUAUCUAUCAGUUGCUCAGUCACAUCACACCGAAAUAUUAUGAACAUACCUACGCAUCACUUUUACGAGAACUGGUCGCAGAUUUGACGCUGUCCGACAACGGUCAGUCAAAGGCUAGUACGUCUCUAUUGGCUUCACUUUGUCCAGGCGUCGACAGGUCCUUAUUGGGUGCUUGGCUUCGAGACACUGAUCAAGCGUUCGUUGAACUCGAGGUAAAUUUACUGAUAUCUUAA